GCGGACAAAUGAACAAAAUUUGUACCAACUGUAAAGCUUAUUACUUUGACGGAGAGCAAAAUUGUUCUGGCCAAAUAAUGUUAUGCUGUCAAGGCGGAAAAGUUCUUAUAAAUCAUGAUAUUUAUCCAGAAUAUAUGGUUCGAGAUCCACCUGAAAUUCUUCAGGAAUUAUUAUCAGGAAAUCAUCAUUUAUCUAAAAAUUAUCUGCAACAUAUUCGUCAAUUUAAUAAUUCAUUGGCAUUUGCUUCAUUAGUGGUCAAACAAUCUUAUCCUUUAAUAUUGCAAGGUCGAGGACCAAAGAUAGUUAAAGUUCAUGGACAAGCAUACACAGCGAUUGCUGAGCCACAACCAUUGAACGGACAGCCACCUAGAUACGCUCAACUGUAUAUGUUAGAUCCAAUGCAAGCUCAUAUUGCUAGAGUAUCCAAUUCAUUAAAUGCAGGUUGUGAUGCUGAAUUAAUGCAUCUGCUGGAAAAUAUGUUGAUGACAAUUAAUAAUCCUUUU
This is a messenger RNA of Daktulosphaira vitifoliae (grape phylloxera), 503 nucleotides long. RefSeq lists its product as uncharacterized. The annotation marks the transcript as partial. The transcript is spliced from 2 exons. The record is from RefSeq and is a predicted model, not a curated record. NCBI's taxonomy places the organism in Eukaryota, Metazoa, Arthropoda, Insecta, Hemiptera, Phylloxeridae.